Molecule: messenger RNA, 5660 nt
Organism: Tupaia belangeri chinensis (Chinese tree shrew)
Lineage: Eukaryota; Metazoa; Chordata; Mammalia; Scandentia; Tupaiidae
Gene: PIAS1
Product: protein inhibitor of activated STAT 1
Biological process (GO): protein sumoylation; regulation of transcription by RNA polymerase II
Cellular component (GO): chromatin
Molecular function (GO): zinc ion binding; transcription coregulator activity; SUMO ligase activity
Source: RefSeq, a predicted model, not a curated record
UUCAGUGCGCUUGCGCUGACAGACGCAAGAUGGCGGACAGUGCGGAACUAAAGCAAAUGGUUAUGAGCCUUAGAGUUUCUGAGCUCCAAGUACUGUUGGGCUACGCGGGGAGAAACAAGCACGGACGCAAACACGAACUUCUCACAAAAGCCCUACAUUUGCUAAAGGCCGGUUGUAGUCCUGCUGUACAAAUGAAAAUUAAAGAACUCUAUAGGCGGCGGUUCCCCCAGAAAAUAAUGACGCCUGCGGACUUGUCCAUCCCCAACGUACACUCAAGUCCUAUGCCAACAACUUUGUCUCCAUCCACCAUUCCACCACUCACUUAUGACGGGCACCCUGCAUCAUCACCGUUACUCCCUGUUUCUCUUCUGGGACCUAAACAUGAACUGGAACUCCCACACCUCACAUCAGCUCUUCACCCAGUCCAUCCGGAUAUAAAACUUCAAAAAUUACCAUUUUAUGAUUUAUUGGAUGAACUGAUAAAACCUACCAGUCUAGCAUCAGACAACAGUCAACGCUUUCGAGAAACCUGUUUUGCAUUUGCAUUGACACCACAACAAGUGCAGCAAAUCAGUAGUUCCAUGGAUAUUUCGGGGACCAAAUGUGACUUCACCGUGCAGGUCCAGUUAAGGUUUUGUUUAUCAGAAACCAGCUGUCCGCAAGAAGAUCACUUCCCACCCAAUCUUUGUGUGAAAGUGAAUACAAAACCUUGCAGCCUUCCAGGCUAUCUUCCACCUACUAAAAAUGGUGUGGAACCAAAGCGACCCAGCCGACCAAUCAAUAUCACCUCACUCGUCCGGUUGUCCACAACAGUACCAAACACCAUUGUUGUUUCUUGGACUGCAGAAAUUGGAAGAAGCUAUUCCAUGGCAGUAUAUCUUGUAAAACAGUUAUCAUCAACAGUUCUUCUUCAGAGAUUACGAGCAAAGGGAAUAAGGAACCCGGAUCACUCUAGAGCUUUAAUUAAAGAGAAACUGACUGCAGAUCCAGACAGCGAAAUAGCCACAACCAGCCUAAGGGUUUCUCUGCUGUGUCCACUUGGUAAAAUGCGGCUGACAAUUCCAUGUCGGGCCCUUACGUGUUCUCAUCUGCAGUGUUUCGACGCAACUCUUUAUAUUCAGAUGAAUGAGAAAAAACCAACUUGGGUUUGUCCUGUCUGUGAUAAGAAAGCUCCAUAUGAACACCUUAUUAUUGAUGGUUUGUUUAUGGAAAUCCUCAAGUACUGUACAGAUUGUGACGAAAUACAGUUUAAGGAAGAUGGCUCAUGGGCACCGAUGAGAUCAAAAAAGGAAGUACAGGAAGUGUCCGCCUCUUACAAUGGAGUUGAUGGAUGCCUGAGCUCGACAUUGGAGCAUCAGGUUCCUUCUCAUCACCAGUCCUCAAAUAAGAACAAGAAAGUAGAGGUGAUCGACCUAACUAUAGACAGUUCAUCUGACGACGAGGAGGAAGAGCCGUCUGCCAAGAGGACCUGCCCUUCCCUGUCUCCCACGUCACCGCUGAAUAAUAAGGGCAUUUUAAGUCUUCCACAUCAAGCAUCUCCAGUGUCCCGCACCCCAAGCCUUCCUGCUGUAGAUACAAGCUACAUCAACACCUCCCUCAUCCAAGACUACAGGCACCCUUUCCACAUGACACCCAUGCCUUAUGACUUACAAGGAUUAGAUUUCUUUCCUUUCUUAUCAGGAGACAAUCAGCAUUACAACACUUCCCUGCUUGCUGCGGCGGCAGCCGCCAGGGCCGACGACCCGGAGCUCCUGCACGUGUCCGACGACCAGGACCUCCUGCACUCGUCUCGGUUUUUCCCAUACACCUCCUCCCAGAUGUUCCUGGAUCAGCUGAGUGCAGGGGGCAGCGCCGCCCUGCCCACCACCAACGGCAGCAGCAGCGGCAGCAGCAGCAGCCUCGUGUCGUCCAGCAGCCUGCGGGAGAGCCACAGCCACACGGCCGCAAACAGGAGCAGCACCGACACGGCCUCCAUCUUCGGCAUCAUCCCAGACAUUAUCUCCCUGGACUGACCCCUCCUCCCGUCCCCGUCCAGCCCAGAGCACAGGGACUUGGCAGAAAGAGGACUCUGUGCUCUGUUUUACCUUCUUCUGUUCAGAAAAGUACACAAGCGUGUUGUUGUUUUUUUUCCUUUUUUUAGGGAAAAAAUUAAAAGAAAUGUACAGAGAACAAAACUAUAUUUUCAGUUUUACUUUUGUAUAUAAAUCUAAGACUGCCUGUCUGAUAAAACACUUGUUUAAAAAAAAAAAAAAAGAAAGAAAAGAAAAGAAAAAAAAAAAACAAAAAUAAGCACCCACAAACCACCUUCGGUUCAUUUUUUCUGGAUUCUGAAGAUUUUUCAUCAUUUGUCCUAUGGUUUUGGUUUUAUUUUAUUUCAAUGGCAUUAUUUUAUUUGCAAUAACAGAAAAGGAAUUGCAUGUAUGAAGUUUUAAAUUGUGGGCUUUUCUUUGUUGUGGGGUGAGGGUUGUGGGGGGUUAGUUUGAUUUUCAUUUUUCUAGAAGUGACAGACUUGGCUUCUGUUUCUGUGUGCGUGCAUAUUAUAUCCAGCCUUAAGUUAUACAUCUCAUCUGUCCCACUGCGUUCCCUACGUGUUUGCAGGACAUAGCUCGUGGGUGUGUGUGUUCAGUGUAUGUGUCCGUGUGUGUUUUUCUACCAAUCACUACUGUUCCGAACCUCUCCUCUUGAGUUCGCAUUCAGUUAUGUAUCAGUUGCCUGCUUCUUUCCGAGUGCUUCGAAGGUCUUGAACUCACACGCGAGCAUCUUUUUCAAUCCUGACUGCAUGUUCUCUGCCGUGUUCUCUCUUAUUUGCUAUAUACCCCCUGAAAAUAUGUCUUCAGAGAUGUCAGAGGAAAGCUGUCUGGGUAAGCAGUCGGUUUAGCAGACCUGUGAAUAAUACACUUUAGUCUAGUUCUUGAUUCUAAAUCUGGAUUGCCAGUAUUGUGUAUUUAAUCCAAGUCUGUGAAUACCUGCUUUUUUUGGCCACAGGGUAACACGUUUUCAUGUCAGAUCUUCAUACCAAAGUAGGAGAUGAAAAUAGCGUAGUGAGCCCUGUUGAGUGUCCUGUGCAGCUGACAAAGGCAAGGGCACAUCACCUCCACCAAAAAAAAAAAAAAGGAAAAAAGCUAUCCUACAAGUAAAUCUGUUUGGGAAAUACAGUGCACUGCACACGUCUGUCUGUAGAAGUCUACUUGCUAUACAGUUGGAACUCUAAUGGGUUCGGUCCUUAGUCAUUUUUACUCUGGUCCUGAGUGUGCUUACUUCCUAACUACCUACCUUGUUUACUUUUUCCUUCACCUUCCAACGAGGAGCAUGACAUAGGGAAGAUAUUUUUUUUUUAGAAUUCACAGAUCAGUCGUAUCUACUACUCUUAUUAGUAAUGGCACAUGUAAAUAUAUUGAAAACUCUUUCAGGAGAUGAGUAAGAAUCGAGGGAAGGAAAAGGGGUUCUACUGGUGUUCCAAAAGCUUUAUCAAAGAAGUUAUGUUCUCAGAUGUGAAAAAUAUUUUUAGGUGAUGUGAGUGCAGGUUUAAGAAAAGAAAUAAAGGGCAUAAUAUGAUUCCCAGUUUUCCAGACUGGAUUCUUGUUCAUGUCACAACUGUUACUGUUGUCAGAGCUGAUGAAGGACCAGCUUUGUGUAUAAACUUGCUGUUUUAAAUCUCGUGUUGGUAACAGAAUGAGCUACUUUAACCCAGGUAGAAUUCAAGAUGGCUAGAUCUUCAGUUGUAUGAUAAAAAUUAUGGUUCACAUAACUGUGUACAGGCAUCUAAAAAUAAUGUUUUUACAGCAGUCUCUCUGCCACUAAAUUGUUGACUUGAAUUUUGGAAAACAGAAGUUGGUAUUGAUAUGUAUACGUGUGUGUGUCUGUAUUUAUAAACAAGUGUGUGUGAGUAACACGUGAGCUUCACAGUCUUCCCCUGUGCGUGUGUAUUCCACACAUACAUGGCUGAGUUAUUAUAGUCAUUAAACGACUUGCGAUUUUACAAAAUCCAAAACAGAUUGUCAGUUAAGACAGACAAUAGUCCAGUUUGUGAGUGAGUCGGGUGUUACAGUGGUUAGACACUAAGGGCCCAUUGCCUGUUAUUUCAGGCGGAUUUCUAACAAUGCCACAAUUUGUGUCUGAAUUUGGCUUGGGAUAGAAAUUAGACUCAUGGGCAGUUGUUUCUGGUUCUCUGGCUAUAUGUGACAGAGGGAGACGCGUUUCUAUUAAUUCGGCUACCUGAAGUAAAGCGGGCACUCCCUUUAUUCCUGGUUCGUUUUUGCUCUUGUCGUCAUCUCAAAGUUGUGGUCAGUAACUGUGUGUGAUGCUGAAUUACAAGCUCCGAGCAAUCCAGUUGGAAACCUGUUCCCCUACUUUCUUGAGCUCACUUUUGCAGAGGAUGAAUUGCCCUCGGUGUCCUGCAUUCCGCCAGCCCACGGGGAGAACAGGUAGUAGGACAAACAGCUGCGGGUCUGGCUGUGGUCACGCCGCCCCUGGAGAAAGUAACUGGCUGCUCGGCAGCCUUCUCGGCAGCCUUCUCGUUUGAGUCAUUCCCUCGGAGGAGCGCGUUUCCCUCCAUUGUCGGCUGUGCACGGUAGCCCGGUAAGCAGUCGCCGUCACGCUGCGGGCCUCCUGGGCGGGUCCGGCGGGCUCUGGUGAUCUGAAAUGGUUAGCAGGCUCGUGCACGCCGUCCGUAACUCCAGAGUUUGCAACUGCAUAGUGUCGCUUCGUCUGUCCUUUCAUUCACCCUCACUCCCCACCCAUGCCGGCAUUGUCGUGCCCGUCUGGGGACGAAACGCAGCUCUCAGAGUCUUCAGGCCGGUUGCCACCACCCCCUUGCCUUGGUCUUCCCUAACGGGUGUGCCUGCGUGUGUGUUUCUGUGCAGUGUGUGUGUGUGUCCGUGUGCACACAUUUGAUAAAAUAGCUGUUUGGCUAGCAGGGUUGAAGUCGCUUUUAAUUCCUUUGUGGGCAUUAUUGGACACAUCUUUAAAGAAAAAAAAAAGAACCUUAACCAUGUCAUGCUUGGUUGACUAAUUUAUUUUGAGCAUUAACAUUUUUCUAUUACUAAUUUAGACAUGUUCACAAUUUUACGUCAUUAGGAAAGACUGACUUAAGCUUCUGAAAGAUGUGAUUUCUUGGCAGAGUUUCCUCAGAGCCAAAUGUCUGAAGUUGAGGGAAGAUAUAUCCCAAUUGUAAAUUACUAAAUGUGGGAAGAGCAUUGUUUUCUAAACUUAAGACAAAACUUUCAAGAGCUUCAGGACUUUUUAAAGCACAUUCGAGAUUGUUUUCGUAAGGAUGUUGUUUUAUCGAUCCAUGCUGAAUUCUGUUUUUUAAUUCAACACAAAGCUUAGAUUUCAGAAAGGGGGGAAGCAUAGCAGGUGGUCUGAGUGUGCUGCUGCUGUCCAACAGGGGGAAAUGUAUAUAAACAGAUAUAUAAAAGUUACCAUCAACUCCAUGAACCUAAAUCUGUGAUUCAUUGCCUUAAAACUUUCUCUCUUAGGAUUUCCAUACCGCAUGCCAAACCAGUAAAAUGGCUUUUAAAAAUGUAUAGUAGACCAAUGUCAGUUUGUAUAAAAGUACCAAGUGAAAAUAUUUAUUACAUGCAUUGGAGAAAAAUUGUUUACCUAUUGAAUGUUACCUGUUUAUGUAGAGCUCUUUAGAUGUAAUAAAAGAAAAGCCUUCA